Molecule: messenger RNA, 354 nt
Organism: Fibroporia radiculosa
Lineage: Eukaryota; Fungi; Basidiomycota; Agaricomycetes; Polyporales; Fibroporiaceae
Exons: 5
Coding region: 1-354 (117 amino acids)
Biological process (GO): mitochondrial electron transport, NADH to ubiquinone
Source: RefSeq, a predicted model, not a curated record
AUGGCAACACUUGCACCAUUCACCACAGCGCAUCGGCGCUACGUGCAAUCCUUGUAUCGACGAAUAUUAACAAAUGAGCUGAACUGGACGGUCAGCCGCGAUCUCUGGAGAGGGAAGGCCAUUGCUGUCCGCGCGGAGUUUGAGAGGAACAGGAAUGUGCAUGACCCGCGAGAGCUUGCUGCACUUUUCGACAAAGCAGAGGCGGACCUCGCUGAAAGACUCCACCCGGAUCCCUACAGACCCGCCGAGGCUGUCGACGGCACGAAAUGGGAGCGCAACGUGCCGCCACCAUUGGGACCUGUAUUCGAGCACGAGAAGUUCAACGAGGACCAUGGGCGGGGUCACCAUCAUUAA